Xenia sp. Carnegie-2017 is the source of this 1104-nucleotide messenger RNA. Its product is annotated as dentin sialophosphoprotein-like. The transcript has a single exon. The record is from RefSeq and is a predicted model, not a curated record. NCBI's taxonomy places the organism in Eukaryota, Metazoa, Cnidaria, Anthozoa, Malacalcyonacea, Xeniidae. Bases 389 to 1033 code for a protein of 214 amino acids.
AACAACGCCAUCAGGCUGAUAUAAUAUCCAACAUUAAUAACUGGAUUUGAUUAUACAGCUGGAUUUGAUUAUAAAGAUUCGAUUCAAAGUUACGUGAAUCCAACAAUCGAUCUUUUACCGCCCAUCGAUUAGUAAGACAUAUUUUGAAACUAAUUUAAUUGUCAUGAAAGGUAAUUUAAAAUUUAAAUUGGAGGUUAUGGUUUAAUUUGCGUAACCCUAGAUCACAUAAUUACUGCUUCAAGGGCACAUGUCAUAUAACAUAACUUCGAUAACUUCACAAACAAAAUGACAUUGGAGCAGCUAAUACACUCUUGUGUCCUGCCUUUAUUUUCUUGGAUAGCUGAUUGUUGUGUUUAUUGUAAGUGUGAUAAGCAGAUUUCCUCACAAGAUGAUGAAAACACGAGCACUACAUCAAAUUCCAAUAAUGGGUAUGCUACAUCUGAUUCUAACGAUGAUAACACUCCAUCAAACUACAAAAAAGGGUAUGAUACAUCUGGUUCUAACGACGAUUAUACUCCAUCAAACUUAUAUAGGGAAUCGUAUAUCUGAUUCUAACGACGAUAACAAUCCAUCAAACUCCAAUAAAGGGUAUGCUACAUCUGAUUCUAACGACGAUAACACUCCAUCAAACUCCAAUAAAGGGUAUGCUACAUCUGAUUCUAACGAUGAUAACACUCCAUCAAACUCCACUAAAGGGUAUGAUACAUCUGAUUCUAAUGACGAUAACACUCCUUUAAACUCCAAUAAAGGGUAUGCUACAUCUGAUUCUAACGACGAUAACACUCCAUCAAACUCCAAUAAAGGGUAUGCUACAUCUGAUUCUAACGACGAUAACACUCCAUCAAACUCCACUAAAGGGUAUGAUACAUCUGAUUCUAACGACGAUAACAAUCCAUCAAACUCCAAUAAAGGGUAUGCUACAUCUGAUUCUAACGAUGAUAACACUCCAUCAAACUCCAAUAAAGGGUAUGAUACAUCUCAUUCUAACGACGAUUAUACUCCAUCAAACCUAUAUAGGGAAUCGUAUAUCUGAUUCUAACGACGAAAACACCCCAUCAAACUCCAAUAAAGGGUAUACUGCAUCUGAUUCUAACGACGAUAACA